Molecule: messenger RNA, 1225 nt
Organism: Saprolegnia diclina VS20
Lineage: Eukaryota; Oomycota; Saprolegniomycetes; Saprolegniales; Saprolegniaceae
Exons: 1
Coding region: 145-1131 (328 amino acids)
Cellular component (GO): cytoplasm
Molecular function (GO): calcium ion binding; calcium-dependent phospholipid binding
Source: RefSeq, a predicted model, not a curated record
CAUCGGGACGGUGGAUGCUAUGCCACAGCGCCGUUGGCCGCUGAAUCUGCGGUGCCACGUGCUCGGCAGAGCUUUUACACCGCACUUUUUGGUCCACUUGUGUGCUCUUCAUUUUCAAAUCGAACACCAACCACCACCACCACCAUGAACAUUUACCCGCAGCAGACGUACGAGGUCGACGCCGGUCGCUCGAUCGGCCACGCCAACCCGGGCAUUGACCGCGCGUGCAAGGAGAUCCAGGCGGCGUGCGCCGGCUUCGGCACGAACGAGGCCAAGCUCAGCACGGUCCUCGGCAACAAGUCGCCCGUCGAGCGCUGCCUCAUCCACCUCCGCUACCCGGAGCUGUACCAAAAGUCGCUCCUCUCCGAGAUGGCGUCCGAGACGUCGGGCGACUACGGCAAGCUUCUCCAGCUCCUCUCGCAGCCGAUCGAGGAGGCCGAGGCCAUGAUCAUCCGGGAUGCGACCAAGGGCGCCGGCACGACCGAGAAGCUGUUGAUCCCGGUCCUCAGCGGCCGCUCGAACGUCGAGCUCAACAUCCUCAAGAAGGCGUUCUACAAGAUCUUCCAGAAGGACCUCGUUGUCGCCGUCAACGAUGACCUGAGCGGCGACCUCAAGACGUUCUACCUCGCGGCGCUCAACCAGAUGGCCCAGCCGUACAACCCGAGCAUCCACACGCCGGCCAAGGCGGCCGAGAUCGCCGAGGCUAUUUACAAGGCCGGCGAGGGCAAGUGGGGCACGGACGAGUCGGCGUUCUCCAACGCGAUCUGCUCGAUCCCGCCGCAGUUCCUCGCGACCGUCGACGCGGCGUAUGCGGCCAAGCACAAGCACGGCCUCGUGCACGCGAUUCAGAGCGAGUUUGGCGGCAAGGCCGAAGACGGCCUCGUGUACCACGUCAACAUCAUCCUGCGUCCGAUCGAGACGAUUGUCGAGCAGAUCGAGAGCACGAUGAGCGGCAUUGGCACGGACGAGUACGGUCUCUCGGCGGCCAUUGUGCGCUACCAGCACCUGCUGCCGCAGGUCAAGCAGGCGUACCAGGCCAAGUACCGCACCACGCUGCGCCAACGCGUCGAAGGCGAGACGAGCGGCGACUACCGUGCGCUCCUCCUCACGAUCCUCGACCACGCCAUCUAGUUUGUUUAAGUUGACGCAAUUUGCAUAAUAUAUGGAUUCUGAACGUAAACUCGCAGCAUCAAUUUGGCGCUGGUCUCCGAACGUUCACUUCAAC